Chanos chanos (milkfish) is the source of this 3982-nucleotide messenger RNA. It is a transcript of the gene nfrkb, whose product is annotated as nuclear factor related to kappaB binding protein. NCBI's taxonomy places the organism in Eukaryota, Metazoa, Chordata, Actinopteri, Gonorynchiformes, Chanidae. The transcript has 26 exons. Gene Ontology annotation, molecular function: protease binding. The coding region runs from base 74 to 3982 and encodes 1302 amino acids. Gene Ontology annotation, cellular component: Ino80 complex. The record is from RefSeq and is a predicted model, not a curated record.
GUUAUUGUUCCUGUCUCGUGCAAAGAGAUCAAGCACUUCAAUUAUCAUAACGACAUGCUAAGGUGAGUUAAGGAUGGAGGACGCUUUGAAUCAUAUGCUUACGGAUCCUUUGGACUCAGGGAUGAGCAGUGACGGCCGUAUAAUGGAAGAGUGCAUGUUGGGGAACUGCAGAAUUCGGUUACCCGAGGAUUUGCUGGAGGACCCGGAGAUCUUUUUUUCCGUUCUGAGUGAGAGUACAUGGUCGGAGGUGCUGACGGAUGCUCAGAGGCAGCGACUCCGUCAGCACUUGCCUCAUUUCCCUGAGAAUAACGAAUCUGAGCAGGACCGUAUCAUCAGCGACCUCUUCAACAACCAGAACUUUUGCUUCGGAAACCCUCUCCACCUGGCACAGAAACUCUUCAGAGAUGGCUACUUCAAUCCAGAGGUGGUCAAGUACAGGCAGCUCUUUGCCAAAUCCCAGAAGAAGAGGUGCCUUUACUCUCUACAACAGUACUACCACAAAUUACUCAAACAGAUCCUCGUCUCCAGAAAGGAGUUGCUGGAUCUGGCAGUUCGCAGUGGGCCUGAGCUGAUGGCGAAGCGUCGUUAUCCGCCACCGUCACACAAAGAGCUGCAGGAGCAGCGCGUCAGACUGAGGGUUAGCCGGAUACUGCGGGAGGUGAAGAAUGAAUGUGGGGACAGUACCGCCUUGUCUGACGAAGACGAGACAGGGCCUUGGCUGCCUGCCCCGCAGUCCCCUCCCUCCCCUACACCCACCAUCUCUCUGAGGGUCCUACCCAGCCUCUCCACGCAGGACAUGAAGACCAGAGACAAAAUGGAGCUGGGAGAAAAAGAGAUGAGAGACAUGCUCAGAAGACACAGAGAGAAGAGAAAACUACAACCAGAUCACCCUGACUUGAUGACCUCUGAUCUCCACCUGGGUGACAUCAUGUCACGUGUGAACAUCGGACGGAAAGGGUCCAUGCUGGCCUUAUUUGACUUGGCUUUGCCCAAGAAGAAACUGAGAGAGGAGAAGAGGAGAAAAAAGAUGAGGCCUAUCAAAGUGGAAACAGAUGACUUCGGCGAUGCCCAGGUGCCAAAUGCCUCCGCGGCGACCGGCUUGACUGACAGCCAAGCCCCUCCCCUGCCCAGCGUUAAGGAAGAGCCAAUGGAGGAAUCUCACAACAGCCCUGACACAGUGGAGGAAAUCACCGGAAGCUUUUUCAACCUGCUCGAAGACAUCCUUCGAGUCGACUGUCUCGCCACCACGUCCACGAUAGAGGACAAAGUGCAGCAGUGGCAGGCCGCCUCUGCCAGCACGCUCAACCCCUGGUACUCACUCUCCCCCUGCUGGUCAGAGCUGGUAUUGCAGGGGCUGCAAUUUCUGUCUGGAGAGAGCAAACCUGGUGUGAUGGCUUUGCCAAGUGGCUUCACUCCUUUUGUGGAGUUCAGGGAGUUGUCCCAACAGUGGAAGUGGAUAGGUCCGAGUCAAGACGCAGAGAAGGAUUUGAGUGCGCUCUGUCAACUCUGGCUGGAGUCCAAAGACCAUGUGGUAGUCAAGCAGGAAGGUGAGGAACCGGCCGAGCUAACCCCUCCUACACCCAGAGUCUGGACAGAUUACGUGGUUAGACCCAGCACUGGAGAGGAGAGACACGUCUUUCAGGAGCAGGAGCAGCAGCGUUAUGAUCAGCCUCAUAAAGCCUUCACUUACCGCAUGCAUGGCUUUGAGUCGGUGGUGGGGCCCGUAAAAGGUGUUUUUGACAAGGAGACGUCACUGAACAAGGCCCGUGAACACUCACUGCUACGAUCCGACCGUCCACCUUAUGUCACCAUCCUGUCCCUGGUGCGGGAUGCAGCUGCAAGGUUACCCAAUGGAGAAGGGACCAGAGCUGAGAUCUGUGAGCUACUCAAGGACUCCCAGUUCCUGGCCUCUGAUGUUACAAGUGCUCAGGUGAACACGGUGGUGAGCGGGGCGCUGGACCGGCUCCACUACGAGAAAGACCCCUGCGUCAAAUACGACAUCGGUCGCAAGCUGUGGAUAUACCUGCAUCGGGACCGCAGCCAGGAGGAGUUUGAGAGGAUCCACCAGGCCCAGGCAGCUGCAGCCAAGGCCAGGAAAGCCCUCCAGCAGAAACCCAAACCCUCACCCAAACCUAAGUCUGGUAACAAAGAGGCAGGUGGAAAGACCUCUGGUGGAGGGGAGUCAGGCCAGGGUACUGGGAAUGAAGGUGUGGCUACUUCUGCCUCCACCACUUUACCGCAAACGCCCAUCACCCCAACACCAAGCACCCCGGGUACCCCCAAAUCACCUCUGGCCCCAACAGUCACCACUCCCACCAAAGCAGGGCUGCCUGACCCUGUCAAAUCCAACCCAAGUAUCUUGCUGGUUUCACCUCCCUCCAUGCCUCAGCUCGGUGCUCUGUCCGCCGGGCAGUCCGCCCCUCAGGCCUGCCAAUCUGCCUCUGUCACUACGGCAGCCAGGGCGGUGGCCCACUCCACAUCCGGGUCUCUGCCUCAGGUACGUGUGGUCACAUCCCAGCCCCCCGCCCAGCAGACCGCCCUCCUGCAGCAGAGCCCGCAGCAUAUCAGAGUCCCCGUUACCAUGGCCCACGCCAAGAGCCUCACUCAGGCAGUGGUAACGCUUCCACUGAGGGCCCAGUCUGUUGGAAGCCCAAUCCAGGUUCAGGCCACCAGAGGUCAAACGGGUCUCACCGUUUCCAGCCUGGGCUCUGCUGUGACGGUCACCAAAGCUCAGACCAGUCCUGCCACCCCAGGCAGCCCCGCACACACCCCACCCUCCCAGGCAGUGGUACAGGGAGUCUCCAGCCCAAGCAUCAUCAAACAGGUUGCCAUAACUGGUCAGUUGGGGGUGAAGGCCCAGGGUGGGGCGGGUAUCCCGUUGACCGCCACUAAUCUUCGCAUCCAGGGCAAAGACGUUCUGCGUUUACCCCCAUCUUCCAUCACCACAGAUGCCAAAGGCCAAACUGUACUGCGAAUCACGCCCGACAUGAUGGCUACCCUAACCAAAUCGCCCGUGGCAACCGUCAAACUCACGCCAGACAUGCUGGGCGCGGCUACCACUGGCGCCACGGGCACCAAGAGCAUCUCUGCCACGCUGCACGUGACCCCUCCCCAUCCCUCUCUACCCACAUCGUCCAACCCUGCCGUUUCCGCCAUCGUCACGGAGACCAAGGCCACGUCUUCGUUGGGUACAGCCAUGGGCACCGCCGCCACCCUGGUGAAGGUUCAACCCGAGCUAAAGGCAGCGUGCGAUACGACCAUACGGCUAAUGCCAGCUUUGGCGGUUACCGUGGCCGACCCGAAAGCUCGCUCUUUCUCCACCGUCACCUCCACUGACUCUAAAGCGGGCACCACCAUCCGUAUCAUGCCUGGGUUGGGGGUGAUACCGCAGAAACAGGGCCAGGCGGUCACCACCGCCGCGGCUGCCACCACCACCAAACCCGCCACAGCCUCCUCGGGAGCCGCCACUGUUACCAUAGCGACCAGCGGCGUGGUGGGGGCCAAAGGCGUGACGAUCAGACCCCCUGCCGCCGGCUCAGCCAUCACACUGGGCACAGGAGCCACCACUGUUAGACAAGUGCCAGUCAGCGCCACUGUGGUGGCCUCACAGCCGGGAAAAUUACCGGCCAGGAUCACUGUUCCUCUCUCUGUCCUAAGUCAGCCGCUGAAAAACAAAAGCGUGGUCACUACACCCAUUCUGAAGGGGAACAUUGGCACAAAUAUCAGUAGUCUGGGCAGAAACAUUAUUCUCACUACCAUGCCAGCAGGCACCAAACUCAUUGCUGGGAACAAGCCUGUUAGCUUUGUGACCGCUCAGCAGCUCCAGCAGCUCCAACAGCAAGGCCAGGCCACACAGGUUCGAAUCCAGACUGUCCCAGCUCAGCAGCUGCAGCAGCGUACCACGGCUAGCUCCCCAAAAUCAGUGUCCACUGUGGUAGUCACCACUGCCCCCUCACCGAAAAGAACACCUGACCCCCAGUGA